Messenger RNA from Hemicordylus capensis (graceful crag lizard), 7526 nucleotides. Its product is annotated as acyl-CoA (8-3)-desaturase-like. Lineage: Eukaryota; Metazoa; Chordata; Lepidosauria; Squamata; Cordylidae. Gene Ontology annotation, cellular component: membrane. Bases 117 to 1448 code for a protein of 443 amino acids. Gene Ontology annotation, biological process: lipid metabolic process. Gene Ontology annotation, molecular function: oxidoreductase activity, acting on paired donors, with oxidation of a pair of donors resulting in the reduction of molecular oxygen to two molecules of water. The record is from RefSeq and is a predicted model, not a curated record. The transcript has 12 exons.
UCCAGGCCGAUUGUUCUCUCGGUGGGGCGUUCAGUCCGGGUAGAUGGUGGUGCUGAUGCGCUGCAGAACCACCUCCUUGGCUGGUCUGAGGUCACACUGUGGCUCGGGGAUAGCCGAUGGCGGAGAUGGCGCUGUCAGCGGCGGGCCCCUCGGUCUCUCGGCGCCUCUUCACCUGGGAUGAGAUCAAACUCUGCUCGGGCAAGUCGCCGGAGCGGUGGCUGGUGAUUGACCGGAAGGUGUACGACAUCAGCCAGUUCCACAAGAGGCACCCGGGGGGCUCCCGCGUGAUCAGCCACUAUGCAGGGCAGGACGCCACGGAUCCCUUCACAGCAUUCCAUCUGGACAAGACUCGAGUAAGAAAGUACAUGAAGUCGUUGCUAAUUGGAGAGCUUGCAGAUGACCAGCCCAGCUUUGAGCCUAGCAAAAAUAAACUGCUCGUGGAGGAUUUCCGUAAGCUCCGUGUUACUGUUGAGGAAAUGGGCCUUCUGAAUCCCAACCAUCUCUUCUUCUUCCUGUACCUCAUUCACAUCUUGGUGCUGGAUGUUGCAGCUUGGCUGAAUAUGUGGUACUUCGGGUCAUCCUUGGUACCCUUCCUCUUCUCUGGAUUACUGCUUGGCACUGUCCAGGCCCAGGCUGGCUGGCUGCAGCAUGAUUUGGGACACCUUUCUGUUUUUAGCAAAUCCAGAUGGAACCAUUGGGUUCACAAAUUUGUGAUAGGACAUCUGAAGGGGGCACCAGCCAGCUGGUGGAAUCAUUGGCAUUUUCAGCACCAUGCCAAACCAAACUGCUUCCGCAAGGACCCGGAUCUCAAUAUGCAUCCUUUGCUUUUUGCACUGGGAAAGAAGCUCUCUGUGGAGCUUGGUGUAAAGAAAAAGAAGUUCAUGCCUUACAAUCACCAACACAAAUACUUCUUCAUCCUUGGACCACCAGCUCUGGUGCCUUUCUAUCUGCAGUGGUACAUCUUCUACUUUGUCAUCCAGCGCAAACAGUGGGUGGAUUUGGCUUGGAUGGUGACUUUCUACGUCCGGUUCUUUUUGACAUAUUCAUUUCUACUGGAACUGAAGAGUCUCCUUGGCCUCUUUCUCCUGGUCAGAAUCAUAGAGUCUCACUGGUUCGUCUGGGUAACGCAAAUGAACCACAUCCCAAUGAACAUUGAUUAUGACAAGAAUGUGGAUUGGUUCUCAGCUCAGCUUCAGGCAACGUGCAACGUAGACCAGUCCCUGUUCAACGACUGGUUCAGUGGGCACCUCAACUUCCAGAUUGAGCACCACCUUUUCCCCACCAUGCCUCGACACAACUACUGGAAGGUGACCUCCUUGGUGAAGUCCAUGUGUGCACAACAUGGCAUCGAGUACCAAUCUAAACCUCUGCUCAAAGCCUUUGCAGACAUUGUAUACUCUCUGAAGAAUUCAGGGGAGCUCUGGCUUGAUGCAUACAUGCAUGCAUAAGAAGUCAGCAACAUUUCCUUGGGGAAGAACUGCCUACCCUUGUGGCCUCUAACAACUGGCACCUUGAAGAGAGCAAGAGCCUGGCUCAAUUUGGGGUGGGCAGCUGAGUGAGCUGAAGUCUGGUGCUGGGUGUGAUCUCUCAAGACAUCUUAUUUCUUACUCCUUCAUAUCCCAUUCUCCUCUCUGCUCAGUAUCUUGAAGAUACCGAGAGAAGAUUUGUUUUUGUUUUUAAUGCACAUUCAUGUGAGGCAGAAGUCUAUAGGACCAGGAAACAAUUCGCAUCUCUUUGCUGCCAUUUAACUUCAUAUAUAGAAGAGUAAUCUAAUGUAGGAAUCUGUAAGACUUCUGUUGCCUUGGUAUCUGGCUUGCCUUGGUCCCUCCUAGAGUAAAAUAACUGAGGAUGUGGAAUCGGUGUGAUGAAAGAGGCAGAGAGGAAGAAAGGAGAAGGCAGUGCUUGGAUCACUGAGGAAGGGGAGCCCUUGCUGAAAUCCACAUGUUGUCCCACCCUCUGACUCCCCCAGCUCUUAGCCAAAUCAUGCCACCUCUGGGAGCCUUCUAAAAACAGUUGUGAUAAGGGUGCUGUCACUAAAGGUAAGCACUGGGAAAGGAGAAGAAAUGCUGAAUCUGAGAAUAGGAGCUGCUGAUAGGAAGAUCAAAUUGGAGUAGGACAGGUUGAGGUUGGGAAACAAGGGGUAGGUGGGACCAGACAAGAAAGCAACCAGAUUCUGGCACAGGCAGGAGUUCAAGAGCAAUGCUGGUGAGAGGCCGGACUCUUAGCUGUGGAAAGAAAUUUGGGGCAGGUUUGCUGUGACAUGACAUCUCUGGCUGUGCUUUCUUUCCUCAAAGACAAAGAAAAGUCUUAAUUAGAUAAUUAUUUGCACACACCCUCCACAGGGCCAUAUUUGGAUAGGGGGAAAGUGGAUGUUGAUGGACUGAUAUUGUUCCUAUACUGAGAGAGAAAGCAAUGCUAGAAGAUGCUUUUCCUUUAUCACACACUGAAUUAAACUAAUUAUAUUCUACAACUAGAAUUAAACUUCUGGGGUGUCUGCUGCUAAAGCACAGGAUGCCUCCAUGUGAACUCAAGCCUCAUUUUGCAACACACUUGGGAGUCUCAAACUUGGCCAUAGUCACUCUCUCAGAUACUGCAAUCCUAUCCACAUUUACCUGGGAGUGAGGUAAACUUGUCCCAUUGAACACAGUGGGACUUGCUUCUGAGUAAACAAUCCAUAGGAUUGUACUGUCAGUCAAGAACAACCAUUUUAGUGUUCUCAUGUUUAUUUUCCUCAGUCAUUUUUAAUAGUCAUCCCCCUGCCCCCCACUCCUGAGGAAAAGCUGCUGUAAGGUAUCCUUUCCCCCUUCUAAUUCUUUCAUUGCUGCUUAUCUUCACAAAUGCCUUGGUGAAACUGAGAUGGAGUUUUGAGGCCUCUCAGUAACUGGAGACCUCAUGUCCAUCAAGCAACAUGAUUGCAUAAACUCUUCCUAAAACAGAGCUGAGGGACAGAUUCGUGGAAUCCUCCUCUUUUCUUAAAAGCAGAUGAAGCAUAAUGGCUCAGGGACUGGACAAUGAAAUUUAGAGUAUUCAUUGUCCACUAUGAACUUAAUAAGUGACCUUAGGCAAGCUUCUCCCCCGACCCCAUGCAAUAGGGGCGAUAUUUACUUUCCUUACAAGAUAAUACAUGUGAAGUACUUUGAAUACUUCAAAGCACUAUAUGAAUACUCAUUAUUAUUCCUGAACCAUAGAGAGACGGGAUUCAGAGCCAAGAGUGUGUUACAUUCCUCAGAUUACUUGGAAGCAAAAACCUUAUUUAAAACAUCAGGUUACCUUUCUACAUAUGCGUGGUUCCAACAGUCAUUCAAAUAUAAGUUUAAUGUGGGUUAAACCCACAUUAGCAUGGCCAUGUGAACCCAGACCAAUGUGAUUUGUGGCCCGAGAUGAAUCUGAGAUUGUCACCUUGGUGUGGGUUGAAACAGUCAUGCUGAUGUCGUUAAUGCUGGAGAUUGAAUCUGGGCUCUUCUUUGUACCCAGCAGAUGCUUUGCCUCUCAGCUAUGGCCUUAUCCCUGAGCUUCUAGCCCUCAGCUGUGCCAUUCAGUUCCACAAAUGUAUCCAUUAGGUUUGUCACUUGUCACUGGUUGGGAAGGAGCCAAGCUGAAGGGCAGAGUGGAAACCCAAACAUAACAAAAAUUCUGUUGCAAUGCGGAUCACCAUACCCUUAGCAGCUGCUCUGUAAGAAGGCCUGCUUAGUGCUUUGAGACCCAUUGGCGAAAGGGCUGAGGGCACCCUCUGGCACCCUCUGGCAAGCUCUACAGAUCACUAUAAUUUACUCAGAAGUAAAGCCCAUAGAAUUCAGUGGAACUUACUCCAGUAGCUCUUCCAGAUGGUGAUAUAUUCCAAUUUCAGUGCAAAAGAUGGCAAUAAAUAAAACAAGAAAUUAACAUGAUGUACAGAGAUGUUGCAUAAUAUUCUUGGCACAAUCUGCUGGCGAGCUGCAACAAUCCAUGAAUAAAUGGUGCCUUUUCACACUCCUUUAAUUCUAACUUGAAAAAAACAGUUUAUCCAUGGAUUGCUGAAGCUGCUGGAUAGUAGUAUGUGGCAUCCUUGUAUGUUUUGCAGGUUUUUCAUUUAUUGUCAUAGUUUGCAGUGAAGUUGAAAUAGAUCACCACCCAGAAGAGCCACAGGUAAGUGUGCAUAAGACUGUAGCCUUCAGGCACUAACAUUCCAGUCCACAGAGAACAGUGGUGCAGUACAAGUAUGAUGACUAUUUUAUUGUUGUGAGCUGCCCCGAGCAGUAAUGUACUGGAGGGUGGGGUAUAAACAUUUUAAAUAAAUAGAUGAUGGAUAUUUAUAUACCGCUUUUCAACAAAAGUUCCCAAAGUGAUUUACAUAGAUUUAAAUAAAUAAAAUGGCUCCCAGUCCCUAAAGGGCUCACAAUCUAAAAAAAGAAACAUAAGAUAGACACCAGCAACAGCCACUGGAGGGAUGCUGUGCUGGGGUUGGACAGGGCCAGUUGCUCUCCCGCUGCUAGAUAAAGAGAGUCGCCAGUUUUAAAAGGUGCCUCUUUGCUCAGUUAGCAGGGUUCAGCCACCCAAACAAGCCACUAUGUUUCACCUCUGGAUUCUCUCUUGUGCAAUGUGCCUCAAAGACAUGCUUAGAGGACAGAAAAGCAUGCUGCUCAGUGAAUUACCAUUAGAGCCUUAUGCCAUUUGAUACUGCGGUAUAAGACCAUAUUAUAGCCCAAACUGCCAAAUAUAGCACACACACGGGAUGGAUGCAGGGCAGCAACAAGGUAUGAUGUAUUUUUAAAAAUGAAGCCCUAUCCAUCCAAAGCACCCCCUGCCCCAUUAUUUCUGUGUUAGAAGUCCAACCUCUCUUCCUUAAAUACCUGUCUACCCUACAAAAAUAAGUGGGUGUGAGCUGGCUCUUUUCAUUCAGAGAAACAUUUCCUCAUUGCACCAGCUGCAGUCACCCAAUAAGUCUACUAGUGCAGCAGGGAUUCCCAAGUUUGGGUCCCUGAUGUUGUUGGACUACAACUCCCAUAAUCUCCAGUCACAAUGGCCUGCUAGAGUUUCUAAACAAGAGCAGAGGUGAUUUGGCCUUUGCAGGGAUCUCUCCUAGGCUAAAAACUAGAAGCCCUUGUGUUCAUCAUAAAGAAGGGCUGAGACGUUUGGAGAGAGAGAGAUGAGUGGUUGUUUCCCCAAUGGAUAAUAAAUUAUGGACGUACUGUCUUGUCGUGUGCACAUUGUUUGAUGAGGAUAACAAACUGUGAUUAAAUAAUAACCUGAAUUCAAGUAAAUUUUUUGUGGCUUCUUUCCUUUUCACUUUUCUGUUUUCUUUCCCCCAUUUCUUCAACAUGAGGGAUAAUCCCUUGUUCCUUUACCAGUCUAGUCUUGUAGUGGCAGGAAGGAUUUGAGGGAGGACUGGAUCUCAGAGCAACUGCUGGGAGGGUGGGGCUUUCCUAAUAAGGGAAAGCCCCAAUGAAAAUCAAAACAAGGACCAAGCCAGAGGACUGGAUGGAACUGCAUUCACUACCACCACCAGCAGAAGAGAAAGCUUUUUUCUGUGUUUUUGUUCUGUCUCAAGAGUGCCCUGAGGAAGCAGCUGAGAAGCUGCUGGGGAAAUGGGAAGGCCACAGCCUGGAGGCUGGAGACAGCAGGAAGAUUUCUGCCUGGCAGUAAUAAGAUAGGGACCAGUUCAGUUAGACACAUGAGGGAAAUUAUUUCCCUUUAUUUUAUUGCUUGAAUCUGAGUUGCUUGGUUAAUGAAAACUCUCUCUUACAAUUUGCUUUAUGAAGAGACAACUGUUCUUAUUGCAUACGCUUGUUUUUAUUUUAAUCUAAUAAUAAACCCUUGUUAGUGAAGUGUGCUACUCUUCAUUUUGGGUCUGCUUUAGUCACACACCUCUGGAGGCCUAGGAAUGCUCAGCCCCUUUUAGGGAGGGUUUUACCACUUUAUCUCCUAGGAAUCUUAUAUGGAGAGAGUAGUUUGUCUCACAUUAAAAUAAAGUGGAUGGUGGCGGCCUACUGUGAAUCCCAGUCAAGGAUCCUUACAGUCAAGGAUUCACCCCAUUGAACUCCUCUCCUCUGGCUCUAGUAGGAGCUAUGACAAGUCUGCUUUAAGGUCUCUUGGGGAGCAUCCUUCUGAAAACAGCAGCAUUGGGAUUUAUUGCUGGCUUGUUCAAGUACCAUCCACCCUUUUCCUGAGUGAGUUAUCUGAAAAGUUUUGAAGAAGAGAUUUACUGAUGUUCAAAUGUGAUGAUGCUACAAUACCACUCUUGUGAAUUGCAUGUGCUGGUCUAGUAUUCAUUGGGAAAGUUGGGGUUAAAGGUUACACUGCCACUACCAUAGCUAUGACUGGGGAAAGGACUGGAAAUGGGAUAGUCUCAGAUAUCUGCCCCUUCCCCUGGACUGACCAGUCCAACCUCUCCCCCCCCACCGCCCCUGCAAUUACCAUAUCUCUGCUACAGUGCAUUAUUCUUUCAGUUUAUUUUAUUUUUAUUUAUUUAAUAACUCAUAUCUCAACUCACAUUGAGAUGCACCCCCACUCUCAGAUCAACACUAAAUGCUUCCUUAGUUGUUUUCCAGUCUUCUGGCUAGCAAAACGCCCACUUAAAUUUGUCCAUACAAAAUGCUCAAAUUUCUACAAAUAAAAUAAAAUCAUUCUAUUUUACGAGAGGGGCCUCAUUUAUCCCAGUGGUGAUUAAGUUAGUUGUUGCUAAAGUUUAUCCCUUAUUUUUUUUUGUAUGGUGCCUAAUUGGGGCCUCCUAGUAAUUUUGGCCUGCUGGAAGCUGUACAGUCUAAAUUUAUUAGAGCUAUUCUUCAAGUCCCCCCCCCCCCCCGUGUUCCCAAUUCUCUUACCAGACGAGAAGUAGGUCUCGCUAGGGUUGAAUCGAGUUACUGGACCUGAAUUAUAAAGUUUUGGUUAAAACUGUUUUUUUGCCAAUGUAGGCCUGGCUUCCUAGGUAAUGAUUGAUGACUUUAACCAUAAGUAGAAGACCUUAGUUAAAAAGAAACUUCUUCAAUUUGGGUUCUCCCAAGAAGAAAUUCUUAGAUGAGGACAUGAUCAGUCCUGGCAGGUUAUUAAGCAGCGUAUUGCCAAUACAGAGUUACAAGUGGAUACAGCCUGUCUAAGGAGUGGUAUCUAUCUGGGGAAACAACUUUUUAAUUCCAAACCAGCAGCAUAUUUAGAUAACAUUUUUAUCCCUAAAUUUAGGCGCCCAUUUACUCUUGCCUGCCUAAACACCCUUCCGACGGCUGUGAGGGAUGCUAGAUAUAAAGGGAUUCCGUUUAAUUUAAGGAUUUGCCCCUGUGGAAUGGAUGCCAUAGAAACUACCCCUCAUGUUAUUUUAUAUUGUAAAUUUUCUAGCAAUGCUCAUUUAAAACUAAUUUCUCCUUGGGGAAGUUUCCAGGUCACUCUGAUGAAUUUUAUUUAGAGUUUUUGUUAUCUAACUUUUGUAAAGAGAUCACUUUCAAUGUGGCUAUGCUAUGCUACAUUGUUUGUAUUAUACACUGUAGUCUUAUGUAAUGUUUUGUUGUUGUACUGUCUGAUUUAUGAUCAUAAUAAAGUUUAUCUAUCUAUCUAAA